Molecule: messenger RNA, 937 nt
Organism: Aaosphaeria arxii CBS 175.79
Lineage: Eukaryota; Fungi; Ascomycota; Dothideomycetes; Pleosporales
Exons: 7
Coding region: 196-813 (205 amino acids)
Biological process (GO): regulation of vacuole fusion, non-autophagic
Cellular component (GO): vacuole; fungal-type vacuole membrane; late endosome
Molecular function (GO): GTPase activity; GTP binding
Source: RefSeq, a predicted model, not a curated record
UUCCAGCCAACUGCGCUUCACCUUCCCUCAGUUCUGCCCUCUUCUCUCUCGGUGAAAGGCUCGAUCGCUCCUACCAAGCCAUUGCACAGGCUAUCUAUACCAUUCCUCCAAUCGGUGAACUACCUGUCGCCUUGUUGUCCGUCUCCGAAUCCCUGCAGCCUGCAGUGACAGCGAUCUUAUACACAUACAUCCAGAAUGGCAUCCAGGAAAAAGGUUCUUCUCAAGGUUAUCAUCCUCGGCGACAGCGGGGUUGGCAAGACGAGUUUGAUGAACCAAUAUGUCAAUAAGAAGUUCAGCGCAAGCUAUAAGGCAACUAUCGGUGCCGAUUUCCUCACCAAAGAGGUGCUCGUAGACGAUCGAUUAGUGACGAUGCAGCUUUGGGACACUGCCGGCCAGGAGCGUUUCCAGUCAUUAGGCGUUGCAUUCUAUCGCGGCGCGGACUGCUGCGUUCUCGUAUACGAUGUUAACAACUCCAAGAGCUUCGACACUUUGGACAGCUGGAGAGACGAAUUCCUGGUGCAAGCCAGUCCGAUGGACCCAGAAAGCUUCCCUUUCGUCGUUAUCGGAAACAAGAUCGACGUCGAAGAGAGCAAACGAAUGAUCUCGUCCAAGCGCGCUAUGACUUUCUGUCAGUCCAAAGGCGGCAUUCCUUACUUUGAGACGAGUGCAAAAGAAGCAAUCAAUGUUGAGCAAGCGUUCGAGGUAAUCGCGAGGCAAGCGUUGGCGCAAGAGGAGGUGGGAGACUUCAACUCCGACUUUCCCGAGACGAUCCCUAUAGAUCUCAAGGGUGAACAGUCUGGUUGCGGGUGCUAGUUGGGUUGUUGGUGCCGGCGAAGCGCAGAUAGCUCACUAGUUCUCCUGUCUGAUUGUCUUCGUCUAGUCCCUGCUGUGUUUGUCUCUUUUCAUGUAUGGAGUUGGGUGUUUUGGUGCCAUGCAU